AUGGAACCCCUCUGUCCGCACGCGCGCGGGACGGUGCGCCUAGCACGCGCGAGAAGAGGAGGGAGGAUGGGGAGGGGGGGACUGAAGCGCCGUGCCCGUGGACACACGCUUCGGUCCCGAGCGGGGAGCACACGUCGCGGCAGACUCUCAGUCGACGGCGGGGGAGGGCCAUGUCUCGGGGCGAGGGGAGGCAUGCGAGACCAGACCUGCUGGGUGCGUGUGAUGCAAUCAAUCGCGUUGGGCGCACGAGGUCUUUCGUCUCGGCCCCCCUCACCACCGUCGGGGGGUCUCGAGGGCGAUCAGGAACAGAGCAGCGUUGCGACGGACUUGUCUGAGGCGAUUCGAAUGGCCCCCCUUGGAUGCCAUGCUUGGCUGGUUUGUUGGGGUCCCGUCCCGCGACGUGGAGGUGAGAAGCUUGGCCGGGCGUGCAUGGCUGGCGCGCAGGCCCCAAUGGCCCCCAUCGUCGUCAUGGGCGUCGAUUUUGCUCGAGCCAAGAGCUUAGUUGCCGGUUGUGAGGGACGCGGCAAGGCGAGAUGGGGCGCUGCGCCUGCACAUCGCGUGGAGCGAGCUGCGGGCACCACGCGGGCGGGCAGGCGACCGAGCCAGGCCCAGCCAGCACCAGGGUCCUCUCGACUCCUAUGA
Messenger RNA from Purpureocillium lilacinum, 642 nucleotides. NCBI's taxonomy places the organism in Eukaryota, Fungi, Ascomycota, Sordariomycetes, Hypocreales, Ophiocordycipitaceae. The record is from RefSeq and is a predicted model, not a curated record.